GACGAUUUGAUUUGACGUUCACUCCGUGACUCUGUCGAAGUCUCGUAGUGUUAACUUUAGACGGCUCAACUCAACGAAUUAUUUGUUAUAAAAAUUGUGCAAAACUUUGUUAGUAGUUUCUAGUUUACUAUUUGCAAUUAACUUUAAAAGAACAGUGUUGUUUAUAACGAUAUAAUUAGUGUUAAAAGUUCAUGAGUGCGUGCAUGCUGUUUUCGCCGAGACCUUGAUAACUAGUUUCUUGGACGAGCGAAGAGCCAGUUAUUAUAGGAUCAUGCCCGAGGAGGUACGUCUUUAGCUUACGUAGGGUUGCGUAUAUUAAAGACGACUGUGCGUGUACUAUUUCCUAAUUGCCCUACUAACAAGUGAGGUUUAGUGUUGAAAGUUCGUUACAGAGACAAACUGAAACUGUAAAGUGCGUUUUGGUCAGUGUUAUAAUGACGAAGUUAAAAUAAUUGUGCGCAACCGAAGGACGGCUGUGAGGUGUCCGCCAGCGAGACAUUCAUUUUAUAGUGCGAUGGACAACAUCGGAGAGCGCGGCACACCGCUCGGCGUAAGUCACAAUGGUGCAGACAAGGGCCCCGUCGACCUGAAUAUUAGCGAUAUUUGUAAGUAAUUACUAAUAAUUUCAUUAAUUGAGUUAAUUAAAAGAAAUUUAUGUUUUAUUGUGGUGAUGGUGUUAUAAAAUGGUAGGAUAAUCUCGUGAAGAUGUAUGAAUAUCCAUUUCAAACGUAUUGUAAAUAAAUGUAACGGAGAACAUUAUAAUUUAUAGAUUAUAGCGCUGGAGACCGUGGGUUCGAAUCCCGCACGGAACAAGUAUUUGUAUGGUCUACAAAUAUUUAUUACGGGUCUGGAUGUUUGUAUUUGUGCAAUUUAUGUUUGUAAACUGCCUCCACGAUACAGAGGAAAAUUUUAGUGUCGGAUAACGAUUUAAAAAAAAAAACCUAUGAAGUUUGUCACUUUGUACUAGAAAUUCUAAAUUCGAAUAAUUUUUACAUUUAAAGCACGCCAUUCCUUUUUCAAGAUCAGUUAUUGAUUAGUUUCUUUAGGUUUUGUCUUGUUCUUCAAUAUCGCUAUAGUUUAUAACUGUAAUUUCUAAGAAAACGUGUGUUGUUUUUGAAUAAGAGUUCCUUCAUGGAAACAAUGUGCCUCAAUCAGCACGCAAUACAAUGACGUAUAAGAACCUAGCACUAUUAACGAAUGAGCUGUACAUAUUGGUUUAAUCGCUUUUAUUCGGCAAACUUUAACCUCAGGUCUUUGAACCUAUGUACAUACCUUUACGUAUGAGAAAAUUAAAAUAUUUUUGUUACUAAAAAUCUUAUUACUGACCGUUAUUGUUAAAAUUGCAAAUGAUAGGGUAGAGGAUGGCAUUUAAAAAACGCCAAUAGGUGAACAAUAUACAAUAAUAUAAAAAUAUAUAAAUAUAUAUAGGUGAAAUGCCAAAACAAAAACAAGAAAUUGUACAACCAGUGCGUGUUGCCAGUGAUGACUUACGGAACUGAGACGUGGUCCUUCACUGCUGGCCGUAUGAGGAAGCUCAAGGUCGCUCAGCGAGCUAUGGAGAGGGCUAUGCUCGGAUUUUCUCUGCGUGAUAAACUUAGGAAUGAGGAUAUCCGCAGUAGAACCAGAAUAACUGACAUAGCCCAACGAAUUAGUAAGCUGAAGUGGCAGUGGGCCGGCCAUAUAGCUCGAAGAACCGACAACCGAUGGGGAAGAAAGGUUCUCGAGUGGCAGCCUCGUACCGGUAGGCGAAGUGUAGGGCGUCCCCCCACGAGAUGGAGUGACGACCUGGUAAGACAUGCAGGAAGUCGAUGGAUGCAGGUGGCUCAGGACCGUGCUUUGUGGCAUUCUUUGGGGGAGGCCUAUGUUCAGCAGUGGACUUGUGAAGGGCUGUAAUGAUGAUGAUGAUGAAUAGGUGAACUACUCUUUGCCAGUGAUUUUUCAUGCAACGCUCCGUCUUAUUUACACUACAGACGUUGGCAGUAUUAGCAGAGUCCAAAGCCAGAGACCCUAACUCAUGUACAAUAUUCUCCAGACAUUGCCUCAACAGGUUUUCACUUUUUCGAAGUUUAGAUAACAUUUUGAUAUGCAAAAAUUUUAAUUCCGAAGAAGCAAUAAAGAACGACAGAGUUCAUCGUUUCUCGUGCAGGAGAUUUCUAUAGCAAGGGCUCUCGAUCAACAAAUUCCCAUACAAAAUGACAAUUUCAUAAUUAAAGACCCAAUAUUCUGAAUUAUAUUGAUACUUUUUAGGGUUCCGUACCCAAAGGGUAACCAACCAGUCAGUGGGCUGUAUCUCAUGAUUCGUAGUAGUAAGACAGUUGAAAUGUCACAGAAUGUGUAUUUCUGUUGCCGCUAUAAUAACAAAUAAUUAAUAUAAAACAAAUUAAAAAUUAAAAGGGGCUCCCCUACUAAAAACGUGUAUUACGAUGGUACGGAACCCUACAUACGCGAGUCCGACUCAUACUUGGCCGGUUUUUAUAAGUUAAAUUAAGUUAAUUAAAUAAUAUACAAUCGGACUGAUAUGUAUGUAUUUUGUAUUGGUUUGCCACGAAUUGCGAAAUUUGCACCAAAUGCAAGGUCUAAAUUUUAAUCCAUCCACUAAAUGAAACCAACUUUAUGGAUUUAUCCGAUCUUCAUAUUUUCAAAUUUUUGGGGUUCGAUCUACGCAUUAUUAAUAUUAUUUAAAAGUUAAAGGUAGCCUCUGUUAACUAUGACAUCAGGGCGUCAAACAGACAACGCCCCCCCCCCCCCCCCCCUCCCUCGUGAUCAUGAGUAAAACUGUAUAGCACCCGAAACGUCGGGUGUUGAAAAGUGAACUAAACACGAUAAAAUUAGUUUUGUUUAAUGUGUAGUAUCCGCGUAAAUAUAAGAAAUCAUUUAGGGUAUGUUCCGAUAUACCUACACUGUGACCACUAAGGUGGGACGUCAAUUCAGUAUACUGUGAAGCCGUUUCUUUUUAGUUCGCUAUACUGGUUACUGUUUAAAAGGGAACGCAGUCCAGUAUACUAGCGUCCCCAUUUUUCGACACUAUUUUCAAAUGAAAAUAUUUAUCAUGUACACAUUUUCUGUUC
Messenger RNA from Parnassius mnemosyne (clouded apollo), 3068 nucleotides. NCBI's taxonomy places the organism in Eukaryota, Metazoa, Arthropoda, Insecta, Lepidoptera, Papilionidae. The record is from the annotation of a GenBank genome assembly.